ACGUGAUGUGGGCAGAACACUCACUGCGGCUUCAUUUCGGCGGACGUUUCGUACGCUCCAUGAGGCGGAUUGGUGUCUGAAAGCAGCAGCAUGGAAAUGGUGAAGAUCGAGCAAGUAAUUGUUGGGAAUGAGAAGAGAUCCACCUCCGUGGAGAUCAAGGCGGAGAUCAAGCCCGAGCCCGUGGUCGCCCCUCUACAGUCCUAUCAGCACGAGAGUCUGCAAUGUUUCCAGUGCUUCAUCACUUUCUGUAACUCCAAAGCCAAGGAGAGACACAUGAGGAAGAGUCAUCGGGACCAGUACAAACAGCACCUGCAGCAGACUGAUACAGUCUUCACAUGCUAUAAGUGUGACAAGAGCUUCUCCUACUCUGAGGAGCUAAGCCAGCACCAGGCCACCCACAGCACAGAGGAGAAGCCCUUUCUUUGUGCUUACUGUCAGAAAAACUUCUUUACUUUCACUGAGCUAAACAAACACAGACGACAUGAGUGCAUAGAACGGCGGUGUCCCUGCAGGGACUGCGGCACCUUGUUCCCCAGCCCUUCACGCCUCCGUAACCAUCGCCUCGCAGUGCACCCCCAGCGCUCCUUGGUGGCCGAUGACAACAACACCUACCAAUGCUGCAAAUGUACUCACGGUUUCAAGACGGAAGAAGAGCUUCUGCAGCACCAGGAGACAUUUGCCAGUGAUAUAAACUGUGGCGUCAAGCCGCAAGGCAAAAAGCGUGGCCGUAAACCCAAGAACGCAGCUCAAGGAGGGACGGUUGAGAGCAAGAAGGUCAAACAAGAAGACGAAGCAGAAUACAAUGACUCCACAACGGAGGGUUGCCCCGCCAAUGAGCUGCAACCGGAGCUCAAGAUCCCUUGUUCCGAAGCAAACUGUGACCUCAUCUUCCCUUCUGUUGAAGUCCUGCGGGCACACAAAAAAGAUGCACAUGGGGGCCUUCACAAUACUCACACGUGUACAGAGUGUGAUGAGAGCUACGCAGGGCCCGAGCAGCUCACAGCGCACAUGGCCAGGGAUCACCACCCUGGAUACACCAGCCCCAUCUCUGAAAAGAGCUUUGAACAAGAAAGCACCCUGGAGAUCCACCAGAACACCCACACUGAAGGAGAGGUGGCAGCAGAAAUAAGAUAAUAUAUGGGCAAACAAUUGUAACUUCAUCCUACAUCAUUCACAUAAAAGAUUUUUGUACCAUAAUCUGUCUCAUGUAGGUAGAAGAUUUGUAUGUGAAUAUUUUAGGGUGAGUUUUUUUGAAGCAAGGUUAUGCAACACAUGACUUAUGGAGGUUGUUUUGGGAAUGAUGUUAUUCAAUUGCUUUUAGAAAGACAUCCUACACUUGCAAAUUAAACUCUGUACAGAUUGAUACAUAAUUGUGAUGUAUGUCCACUUCAAAGCUCAUGUCACAAGGCCCUUGCUGUCCAUAUUACCUCUAUUGUACCUGGAAUGGUUUAAGAAAAGAAAAAGAUGAAUGUAGACUAGCUAAUUCCCUCUUAAAUGUGGGAUUUUUUUGUAUUUUUCAGGAUGUUCACAUGAGAAUGUAUCUUCCUAAACAUCAUAAAAUCCAAUAUCUGAAAACUGGCCAGUGUAUAGGAUUAUGUAAUAACAUUGAAAUCUGCAGGUUUUCUUUUUUCUUUCUAAAGUAAAUUCUUGUUGCAUUAAACAAUAGUUGUGUUUCUGUGA
Molecule: messenger RNA, 1680 nt
Organism: Cyclopterus lumpus (lumpfish)
Lineage: Eukaryota; Metazoa; Chordata; Actinopteri; Perciformes; Cyclopteridae
Product: oocyte zinc finger protein XlCOF6-like
Exons: 5
Coding region: 91-1134 (347 amino acids)
Source: RefSeq, a predicted model, not a curated record